Molecule: messenger RNA, 1947 nt
Organism: Physcomitrium patens
Lineage: Eukaryota; Viridiplantae; Streptophyta; Bryopsida; Funariales; Funariaceae
Product: phytochrome-associated serine/threonine-protein phosphatase
Molecular function (GO): protein serine/threonine phosphatase activity
Source: RefSeq, a predicted model, not a curated record
GGGAGGCAGUUUGAAGCCGAAUUGGUCGGCCACUGGGUGGCAAGGCAAGCCAAGGCCAGCCAAGCCAAGCCCCCGAGCCGAGCCAAGCCGAGCUCCGCUUCGUUGCUUGCUUGCUUGAGUUGAGUUGCGUUACGUUGCGUUGCGUUGUGUACUCGGUUGCUCGCAUCUUGAAAUGCUCUUGGAUUCUCCACAUCCACCGCGAGCCACGAGCUCCAGUAUCCGAUUAGCACAAUCUUUGCCAGGAAGGCAGGCAGAGGGAGGGAGGGAGGGAGGGAGGGAGGGUCUGGGAGCUUGUUUGUUGCGGGGGCUAGGGUUGCCUCAGGCUGUCACUUUGCCCUCGGACGUGGCCUGAGGGGGUUUUGUAGCUUUGAGCUGCGGACGCAAGUGGCGGUGUACGUGUUAGCGUUUUGCAUCUUCUUGUUGGUGUGAGCCGUGCAAAGGGAGUUGGCUGGACACAACACGAUGGACUUGGAUCAGUGGCUUGAGAAAGUAAAGGGCGGCAACUACCUCUUGGAAGACGAGCUGAAGCAACUCUGUGAAUAUGUGAAAGAAAUAUUGAUGGAGGAGUCCAAUGUUCAGCCUGUCAACAGUCCUGUUACUGUUUGUGGCGAUAUUCAUGGACAAUUUCAUGACUUAAUGAAGCUUUUUCAGACUGGAGGACAUGUGCCUAGUACAAAUUACAUUUUCAUGGGUGAUUUUGUGGAUCGAGGUUAUAACAGUUUGGAAGUAUUUACAAUACUUUUGCUUCUGAAAGCAAGAUAUCCUGCUCAUAUGACAUUGUUGAGGGGUAAUCAUGAGAGUAGACAAAUCACUCAGGUCUAUGGAUUUUAUGAUGAAUGUCAGCGUAAGUAUGGAAACCCAAAUGCUUGGCGGUAUUGCACUGACGUUUUUGACUACCUGACACUCUCGGCUAUCAUAGAUGGAAGGGUGUUGUGUGUACAUGGAGGAUUGUCUCCAGACGUUCGAACAAUUGAUCAGAUUAGGGUGAUUGAGAGGCAGUGUGAGAUUCCUCACGAGGGGCCAUUUUGUGAUCUGAUGUGGAGUGACCCUGAGGAUAUCGAGACUUGGGCUGUUAGUCCACGAGGUGCUGGAUGGCUCUUCGGUGCACGCGUUACCUCCGAGUUUAAUCAUAUAAACGGAUUGGAGCUUGUUUGUCGUGCUCAUCAACUAGUACAAGAGGGACUGAAGUAUAUGUUUCCUGACAAAGGACUUGUCACGGUGUGGUCUGCUCCUAAUUAUUGCUAUAGAUGUGGAAAUGUUGCUUCGAUAUUAAGCUUCAAUGAAAAUAUGGAGAGGGAUGUUAAAUUUUUUACUGAGACCGAGGAGAAUCAGGCUAUGAUGGCACCGCGAGCAGGAGUUCCUUACUUCUUGUAGAGUUAUCUUUUGCUGACACUAGAUGACUUUCCAAAAGCAUCAUCUAGUGCCACAAGUGAAGUAAAACUUUCCAUCAGUAUAAUAUGCUCUGCUGCACCAGGAUCAUGGUGUUUUGCCGCAAUGUCUGCCUGUCUAUCUGCAACGUUGAUCAGGCCUAGUGAUUCUGCAACAGUAUGUUGUCUUGGUUAGUCCCGAGGAAGUAUUCUGAGCAGACCUUCAAUCAUGUAUGGAGGUGAAAUGUAAUCUUGCCAUUUGAUAUAGACUUUUGUUAUCCCGAGGUGUGUUAGAUCUUAAUACAUCCUAACAAUAGUUGUAGAUGUGGCAGACUUUGUUGGAGGAGGUGGGGAUGAAUUAUCUCUUAUUCAUUUACUCAGGGUAUGACCUGUGUAUAUGGAUUUUGUGCAGUGAUGUUAAGAAGUUGGAUAGUUGAAUGUUGAAUUUCGCCCGCCAGUUUAGAUGCCAUCUUAGCACUAAGAUGGCCACCAAGCCAAAGUUGAGAGUCAAAGACUUCUUUUCAUUCUUGAUGUAUGUAUUCUUCAAUUUUAAACUUGUGGCAAAUCGUGAACAAUCAAA